GGUCUUUAUGUAAAAAUUCUGUACAUUGAAGAAAUUAUUCUACAGAGGAGAUUCAUGGCGUAGAUGGAGCUUGUUACCUUUUCUAUUGGAAGACAAUUCUUAGAAGAAGGGGAAAAUAAAGAAGAGUUAAUUAAACAAAAACAAAGUUCGUAAAAGAAAGAUAUGUUGUUUGAGCUUUCCUCUAUAUGUGUCAUCAACUCAUCCUUGUAAUUCAUGUAAACCACAAAAACUUUGAUCAAUUUUAGGAGGAAAGUUUUGUACUUUGGGCAUAGUUAAAUAGCUAGAAGACCGAAAUAUGGUGAACGAGAGAUUUGAUGACCUUUGUUAAGAUCAGUUGAAAGAUUGCAAAUACAGAAAUUCAGACUUCAGAAAGCGUGAAGGCGGAAGUUGGUUGAACCGAGAGGACACAAAAUAUGCCACUUUAUGAUUGUAUGCUUUUACUGAAACCGCAUGUACAGAAGGAGGCUCUGAUGGACCUUGUUGCAAAGGUUGGGAGGCAUGUUUAUAGAAAAAAUGGUGUGCUUACAGAUUUAAAGUCAUUUGGUGAUGUUAAUCUGGGUUAUGGCAUUAAGAAACUAGAUGGAAGAUACUAUCAGGGUCAACUGAUGCAAAUGACAGUGAUGACACCACCCAGUUUUAACAAAGAGCUGCAUUACCUGAACAAAGAAGACCGCCUACUUCGAUGGCUUUUGGUUAAGCAUCGUGACAUCAAAUUUGGGUUGGACUUUUUGGGCGAAGAUGAUGCUAAGACUGAGCUAAGGAAGUUCAGGAGCAACAUAUACGAAAGUGAGGAAGAAGAGGAAGAAGAUGAUGAGGAUGAUGAAUAUAAUGUCGACAAAUCCGGGAGGAAGCCAGUCUAGAAAACCGAUGAGUUUCUCUAUAAGCUGAUCAGAAUCAACCAUAACCCCAACCGGAGGAAGAAAAAAGAGGCCACAAGUAAACACCUAAACCUAUAAUUUAAGCUGUUGCUUAAACUAAUAGUAGAAGAGUAGAAAUUGAUAAAAUUUCUUGCAGUCUCUCUGUCUUUUUAUCUCUACUAUGACUGUAUUUUCUCUGUCUCCUUCCAUCAGCAAUCAAGUAUAGUAUGUUUUUUCAUCUUGACCAUAUUUCCUUGAUAUUUGAUCUUUAGUGUGUUUUCUUCUGUAAAUAUGAGUAGUCAGUCUUAUAUAUGAUUCUCUCUCUUCCCUCUUAUGGGUUGUGUUCAUCAGAGCCUAGAUUGCUUUUCCUA
Nicotiana attenuata is the source of this 1228-nucleotide messenger RNA. RefSeq lists its product as uncharacterized. The transcript has 3 exons. The record is from RefSeq and is a predicted model, not a curated record. Bases 414 to 860 code for a protein of 148 amino acids. NCBI's taxonomy places the organism in Eukaryota, Viridiplantae, Streptophyta, Magnoliopsida, Solanales, Solanaceae. Gene Ontology annotation, biological process: translation. Gene Ontology annotation, molecular function: structural constituent of ribosome; small ribosomal subunit rRNA binding. Gene Ontology annotation, cellular component: ribosome.